Molecule: messenger RNA, 2770 nt
Organism: Drosophila busckii
Lineage: Eukaryota; Metazoa; Arthropoda; Insecta; Diptera; Drosophilidae
Gene: Cbp80
Product: nuclear cap-binding protein subunit 1
Exons: 7
Coding region: 263-2665 (800 amino acids)
Biological process (GO): mRNA export from nucleus; nuclear-transcribed mRNA catabolic process, nonsense-mediated decay
Cellular component (GO): nucleus; nuclear cap binding complex
Molecular function (GO): protein binding; mRNA binding; RNA cap binding
Source: RefSeq, a predicted model, not a curated record
UUUGCACAGUGAAAUGCAGAAGCAUAUUUAUUUUUUAUUCUAAUUUGCACGUUUUUUACGCUAGAAUUUGUUGAUCUUAACGUAAAUUUGCUGUUGCGUGCAAGCAACUUACAUCGUUCCAAGUGCCCAGCUGUGGCCUGUCCAAUUUGACCGCAGUACAGCAAACACAUCUUUUCGCCUUGCCUUUGCCGGUUGGAAAAGAACGCCCAUCAACUAUUGCUUCAAAAGAUUUAUUAUAAGUGUGCUAAGUUGUUUUUUAAGUAUGAGUCGUCGCCGCGCACACGAUACUGAGGAUGAGAGCUAUGAUCAUAGGCGCAAUAAGCGCCGCCGCGUCUCAGAGAAUCAGGAAAUAGAGGAUCGCCUAGAGUCGCUUAUACUGCGUGUGGGCGAGCGCAGCACCUCGUCGGUGGAGUCGAAUCUCGAGGGACUUGUCUCAGUGCUUGAGGCUGAUUUGGGUACAUUUCGUCUUAAGAUUUUGCGCAUAUUGUCGGACUGUGCCGUACGCAUGCCAGAGAAAUGCACAGUGUAUACGACACUAGUGGGUCUAUUGAAUGCCAAAAACUACAAAUUCGGUGGCGAGUUUGUGGACCACAUGGUGAAAACGUUCAAGGAGUCACUCAAGUUCUGUCGCUGGGAUGCCGCACGCUACUCGUUGCGCUUUCUGGCUGAUUUGGUUAACUGCCACGUAAUCUCUGCAACUAGUUUGCUGCAGCUGCUGGAUACCAUGAUUGAUGUGUCCAAUGAGGAUACAAAUCCGCAGGUGAGACGUGACUGGUUUGUGUUUGCGGUGCUAGCCACGCUGCCCUGGGUGGGACGCGAUCUGUACGAAAAGAAGGAGUCGGCGCUGGAGUCACUGCUGCUGCGCAUUGAAGUCUAUUUGAACAAGCGUUCCAAGAAGCAUCACAAUGCGCUGCGCGUUUGGUCCUCGGAUGCACCGCAUCCACAGGAGGAGUACUUGGACUGCCUGUGGGCACAGAUACGCAAGCUGCGCCAGGAUAACUGGGCCGAGAAGCAUAUACCACGUCCGUACCUGGUCUUCGACUCCAUACUCUGUGAGGCACUGCAGCAUAAUCUGCCACAGAUAACACCACCGCCGCACAACGAUAACUUUGUGUAUCCCAUGCCCUGGGUGGUAUACCGCAUGUUUGACUACACCGAUUGCCCAGAUGGACCCAAUCUGCCAGGCGCCCACUCCAUCGAGCGCUUUCUGAUUGAGGAGCAUCUGCAUCACAUUAUCGAGACGCAUCAUCAUGAGCGCAAGGACUGCGCUGCCCAGCUGCUCAACUUUCCGUUCAAGCAUAAAAUACCGCUCGAGUACUGCAUUGUUGAAGUUAUCUUUGCCGAGCUCUUCCACAUGCCGACGCCACGCUAUCUGGACAUCUGCUAUGGCUCCAUACUGAUCGAGCUCUGCAAACUGCAGCCAGGCACACUGCCCCAGGUGCUGGCCCAAGCCACCGAGAUACUGUUCAUGCGCAUCGAUUCAAUGAACACUUCGUGCUUCGAUCGCUUUGUCAAUUGGUUCAGCUACCAUUUGAGUAACUUUAAGUUCACCUGGUCCUGGGACGAGUGGGACAGCUGCCUGCUGCUCGACUGCGAGCAUCCACGUCCAAAGUUCAUACAAGAGGUGCUACAGAAAUGCCUGCGCUUGUCCUAUCAUCAGCGCAUCACUGAGAUGAUGCCCACCACAUAUGGCAAGCUCAUACCGGUGACGCCGGUGCCCAACUACAAGUACGCCAACGAGGAUGCAGCUAAUCUGCCUGGCACUGCUGUGGCGCAUCAACUGGUGGUGGCCAUUCGACAAAAGUGCACACCCGAGGAGGUUGUCAAUAUCCUAAAGGAAAUACCCAACAGCGGCUACAGCGGCGAGGAGAUGUCCGAUGGCAGCUUCAAUGCGCUCAAAAUUGAUGUCUUUGUCCAGACGCUGCUCAAUCUGGGCUCGAAAUCGUUUUCGCACAGCUUUGCUGCCAUCUCCAAGUUCCAUGUCGUCUUUCGUGCCCUGGCCGAGACGGAGGAGGCGCAGAUUUGCAUAUUGCACAACAUCUUUGAGUUGUGGUCAACGCAUCAGCAGAUGAUGGUCGUGCUGAUUGAUAAGCUGCUGAAACUGCAAAUCGUUGACUGCUCAGCGGUGGCCACCUGGAUAUUCUCCAAGGAGAUGACGAGCGAGUUUACCAAAAUGUAUCUCUGGGAGAUUCUGCACUUGACGGUCAAGAAGAUGAACAAACAUGUCAUCAAACUAAAUACUGAGCUAGCGGAUGCUAAGGAUAAGCUUUCCAAGGCAGACUCUUCCUCCAGCGACACGGAUGAGGACUCGUCGCAUAAGCGCAAGAAGCCCAUAACACAUUCGGAUAAACCCUCAGAGGAGCUGGUCGAGCGCAUGGAGGAGAAACUGGAAGCAGCCAAUGUCAAUCAGAAGCGUCUGUUUCUGAUUGUCUUUCAGCGCUUUAUCAUGAUACUCUCGGAGCAUUUGCUGCGCUCCGAUACAGAUGGUCUUGAUCCGGACACAGACUGGUACCGCUGGACCAUUGGACGUCUGCAGCAGGUCUUCCUCAUGCAUCAUGAGCAAGUGCAAAAGUACAGCAGCACCUUGGAAACGUUGCUCUUUACCUCAGAUCUGGACUCGCAUAUACUGGAGGUCUUCCAGCAGUUUGUUGCCCUGCGUGCCUAAACAGCGCCUCUCCAUAGGCGUCAUAAACAGUUAACAACAACAGCAUUUGCAUUUGCUCGGCGUCGCUUUUUAGCCUAUAACAAUUUUUUGUAUAUAAUUGCAUUC